Messenger RNA from Mangifera indica (mango), 1206 nucleotides. RefSeq names its product (+)-neomenthol dehydrogenase-like. The record is from RefSeq and is a predicted model, not a curated record. Gene Ontology annotation, cellular component: membrane. The coding region runs from base 76 to 1011 and encodes 311 amino acids. The transcript has 5 exons. Lineage: Eukaryota; Viridiplantae; Streptophyta; Magnoliopsida; Sapindales; Anacardiaceae.
GGCGACUCAGAACUACAACUUAUAAACCUUGAUCAAUCUCUGUUAGCAAAUUACCCACACAAAUCACUAACAAAAAUGGCUACAGCAACUGCAACUGCCACUCCCACGAGUUCUAAAACAAAACUAAUUGCAGUUGUUACAGGGGGAAACAAAGGGAUUGGAUUUGAGAUUUGCAAACAAUUAGCUUCCAAUGGGAUUAGUUUGGUUUUAACUGCAAGGGAUGCGAAGAGGGGGAAUGAUGCUGUUCAGAAGCUCCGGUCUUUUGGGCUUUGUGACAUAGUUUUCCAUCAACUAGAUGUUACUAAUGCUGCUAGUGUUUCUUCUCUUGCUGGUUUCAUUGAAACCAGUUAUGGAAAGCUUGAUAUACUCGUAAACAAUGCAGGAAUUGUUGGGUCAGUGACCAACACAGAAGAUCCCGGACGUCUCCGUGCUAUAAAGCUUGAUAUGGAUGAAGCUGCAUUUGCAAGUUCACCAGCCUUGAAAGAAUUUGUAUAUCAAACCGUUGAAUCUGCAGAAAACUGUUUGAGAACAAACUACUAUGGAAGCAAGCAAGUGGCCAAAGCGCUUAUUCCACUUCUUCAACUAUCCAAUUCUGCGAGAAUUGUGAAUGUUUCCUCCUCCAUGGGUCAGCUAAAGCUUAUUCCCAAUGAAAGAGUCAGGAGAGUCCUGGGAGAUAUCGACGGUCUCACAGAAGAGAAAGUGGACAAGAUCGUGGAGGAGUUUCUAGGAGAUGUGAAGGAGAGCUUGGUGGAAAGCAAAGGGUGGCCUAUUAACUAUUCAGCUUAUAUUGUCUCCAAGGCAACUCUCAAUGCAUUUACAAGGAUUUUGGCAAAGAAAUACACCACAAUUGUCAUCAGCUCAGUUAAUCCUGGCUAUACCAGCACUGACCUUAAUCACAAAAGUGGGGUGUUGAGUGUUGAAGAAGGUGCAAAAGGUCCUGUAAUGCUAGCUUUGCGUGAUGGUGGGUCUUCUGGUCUCUAUUAUGAUCGGAUGGAAGUCUCAUCCUUCUAAUGCAAGACAUGGAAAACAAUUCAAACCCAUUUUUAUCAAUGAUGAACAGAGAGUAAUUUGUUCUACUAUUGCUUAAUUUUACGUCUUUUUAUGCAUCUACUGUUACUUUACACUAUGCUUCCAAACCAUAAUAAUAGAUUCUAGCUUUCUUGUAGCCAAUUAUUUUUCCAUUCUAAUACAGUGUUGUGCCAAUGA